ACCGGGACGGAGGUAGUAGAAUUUUACAUUCAAAAAAAGAAAGGCUAAAGGGUCAAAUAGGCCCUUGAACUGAUUUAAAGUGUUCAAUUAGCCCCUUAUAUAAGAGGUUCUGCCCGGCCGUCGCCAAUUGGAGCGGUUCCCGGUGGAAUUUUUUGAAGAAUUUUUUUGAACAUCUUCUUCAUGAAGUCUAGUUUACCCAUACAAAAUUUCAGCUAAAAAUUCAAUCUGGAGACAGUCAAAUAAUUUUAACUUCGCAGUUAUCAAUACUCCAAUCUUACAAACCACAUGGCACUUGUCUAUAUUUCCCGAAUCAGACACACUAAACUAUCAAAUAUGAUCCGCCAGAUGUAAUCACAAAUUCCGAACUUCAGAAGCAACUAUCCUCUCCAUUGUCCUCCCAAACCCCAAUCGGUUUUCCUCAUUUUUAUCCUGUGGUGAAAUGGUUUCGCCGGAAAAUACCGAUUGGCUUUACGAUUACGGGGUCGAAGAUAUCCCGAUCCCUGAUGCAAAUUUCUCGGGUUUGGGAACUGGUUUCUGCUUGCCCGUGCCUCCCUUGAAUGACUCUACUGCCAGUGCUGAACUUGAUGGAUCAUUUGGGGAUUCUGAUGGCCCAAACGAAACUGGCUCCAAAAAACGGCCAAGAGCUGAAAGUUGUGGCUCAUCAAGUUCCAAAGCAUGCAGGGAGAAGUUGAGGAGGGAUAGGCUAAAUGAAAAGUUUAUGGAAUUGGCUGCACUCCUUGAUCCAGGCAGGCCUCCUAAAACAGACAAAUCUGCUAUCCUAGUUGAUGCUGUGCGUGUGGUGACACAGCUACGUGAUGAAGCUAAGAAGCUAAAGGACUCCAAUUUGAAUCUGCAAGAAACAAUUAAGGAGUUGAAGUCCGAGAAAAAUGAACUUAGAGAAGAAAAGCAGAGGCUGAAGGCCGAGAAAGAGAAGUUAGAGCAGCAACUGAAGACCAUGAAUGCACAACCUGGUUUCAUAUCUCCUGCCAUACCAGCUGCUGCUGCGUUUGCCGUUCAUGGUCAUGCAACUGGAGCUAAUUUGGUGCCUGUCAUCAGCGGCUAUCCAGGGGUAGCAAUGUGGCAGUUCUUGCCUGACACCUCUCAGGACCAUGUUUUCCGAUCUCCAAUGGCUUAAACACUGUAGCUAUCACUGAUAAAGUUGGGUUUACCUGGUGCUUUAAUUUUCCAAUGAAUUUAUAACUGCUCAGUUUCAUUGUACUCCGUAACAUUUAGGUUUCAGUUCUUAACUUUGUUUGAUGAAUGCCAUACGAUUCUUCCAUCUUCCCUGAAAAUGUAAGAAUGUGAUAUUUCACACCACGGACUGGAUGCUGGUUUUAUUUGUAAAUGUAAACAAUUUAACCUGUAUUUGAGAUGUUAAUGGUCGUGAUUUAUUAUUUUGUGUGUUGUUUCUUUUCAUUUUGUUGGUUUCAAGUGAAUGAUUUGUCAGACUUUGUCAUA
Molecule: messenger RNA, 1458 nt
Organism: Cuscuta epithymum
Lineage: Eukaryota; Viridiplantae; Streptophyta; Magnoliopsida; Solanales; Convolvulaceae
Source: the annotation of a GenBank genome assembly